Messenger RNA from Danio rerio (zebrafish), 3267 nucleotides. The record is from RefSeq and is a predicted model, not a curated record. NCBI's taxonomy places the organism in Eukaryota, Metazoa, Chordata, Actinopteri, Cypriniformes, Danionidae.
GCUGCAAAUCCGACUAGUGGUAGAAAUCUGUGCAGAGACUCCACUCGCAUUUGAAGGUUUUACUGCGUGGGAUUCACUGCUUGCAACUACUCUGUCAGAGUUAGUUAUCCGAACGAUUACUCUGGAAAUAUCUGAAUUUAUCUUGGGUUAAGUUUUUAUAUUAACAUUCUCCGCUGGCAUCCAAUACAAUGCUCAAAUGUAUUAUUCUUUUUGUUGAGUUGUUCAUCAUUUAUCAGGCUCUGGGUGAUAACACUGAGGGCUCAACAUUUACUUAUCAUGACACCAAUGAAGUUGUGCAUGAGGAUGAGAUUUACCACACCCCUCAGUUGGACUACAAACAUCCGCAGUGGUGUCAUAGACUCAAGCUCACCAGCGGGGAGGUGUCCUGUACGUCACCUCGAGGAGGUCGCCACCACAGCACACUUGGUACUCGCUGCAUGCUGUCCUGUGAUCGUGGAUAUAAACGACUGGGACGAUCAUCAGUGCAGUGCAUGCCGAACCGCCGCUGGUCUGGAAGUGCUCUCUGUCGAAGGAUACGAUGCCAGGUUCUGUCUGUGAUUGACCACGGUAUGUACAGUUGUAAUCGGGAUUUUGUGGUGGACUCCAGGUGUGACUACACCUGUGAUGAAGGCUAUCAGAUUGAGGGCGAUCGCUACCGCUUGUGCCAAGAAGAUGGAAAGUGGAGCGGCACAGAACCUACAUGUACAGAUUAUGACCCUCCCAAACUGAAAUGUCCUUUGUCCAGAGAGAAGGUAGCAGAACCAGGAAAACUAACCGUCAUGGUUUCCUGGGAUCGUCCUGUAGCUAAAGAUACCGCUGACCGAGCAUUACGGGUUUUGCGAAAUGGACCAGAGUCGGGAUCUGACUUUCCUGAAGGAACACAUGUGAUUCGAUAUAAAGCCUAUGACCAGGCUGGCAACAUGGCGACCUGCAAGUUUAAUGUGCAUGUUGAAGUGAGACGCUGUCCAAAGCUGAAGCCGCCGAUGCAUGGUUAUCUGACAUGCUCAUCUGAUGGGAAUAAUUAUGGGGCUAUAUGUGAAUACCACUGUGAUCCUGGCUUUGAAAGGACAGGUUUUGUGACACGUGUUUGUCAGCUUAACCGCAGCUGGUCUGAUGAAGCAGCUCAGUGUGUAUUAAUGGACAUUAAAACAGACGUAAGGUCAGCUGGUGCUCUGCUGGAUCAGUUUUAUGAAAAAAGAAGACUUCUUGUUGUAUCUACACCAGAUAAUGGUAACCAGAAAUACAGGCUUCAGAACAUGAUGCUGCAGAAGGCUGGUUGUGGUCUAGAUCUGCGUCAUGUGACUGUGAUCGAGCUGUUAGGAAGUCCUCCUCGAGCAGUGGGCCGCAUUAAAGAACAGCGUCUACAGCCUGAGGUUAUCGAGGAUCUUAGACAGGCGCUGCAUAUCUCUAUGGCAUAUUUCACCAUGGUUCUUCUGGAUGAUUAUGGUGUGGAUCGAGAGCGUUUUGUUAACCCUACCAACUCCGAAGAGCUUUUUUCCUACGUAGACGAAUUUCUGCUCACAGAGGAGGAGCGAGAGAGACUGGAGAUGAACGGGGACUUCUGUGAAUGAGCAACUAAAAAUGUUCAUCAAUUGGUCAACAGGUCAUCUACAUACCUCAAGAUUCUCCUGAAUAACUACACAUUUGAGGUACUAUUAUCAGAGAAUCACAGCUGGAAAUGUGAUUUGGAACAGGUUUUAAUCUGCCAGUGGAAAACUGCCAGAUGAGGUUGCAAAAGAUACAUAUUCUAAAGAAAAUAUUUCCAACUAGGGCUGGGCGAUACAGGAAGAAAUCAUCACGAUAUAAUUUUUAAUACGAUUCGGUAUCAAUAAUUAUAGAAUAAUUUUUACAAUCUUAUUAGGAAUAUUAGAAUUUUUUUUAUUUAACUAUUUUAUUUCAAUUUAUCAACAUUACUAAAGGCUAAUAGUUUUAAUAGUCAAAAAUAAAAAAUAAACAAAAAUAUCUCGUCUCUUAUGGCUCAUAAUAAAAUAAGUGCUAAAGAAACUCAAAUUUAAUAAAUAAAUUGAUACAAAGUGUGUGCAAUGAUAAAGCAUAAACGCUGAACAAUCAAAGAAAACUUUAAGGUUGAUCAACACCUGUAAGGUGUCUGUAAUAAUAAUCACACAGUAAACCACAAACUCUAUUAACAAAACAAAUUAUGAUAAUCAAAGCUUUUAAGUACAGUACCAGACAUCAUUAUUCAAAUACAUAUUGCAACAUUACGAAUUGUAAAGUUGAAUGACUACAUUACCCCUAUGCUAAAAACUCUUUCAGAAGGGGAUUCUAGUGGCUGGGAAGCACAAGAAAAGAAACCAAAAAGCCACUCUGGUGACAUCCUUUUUCUCUUUACUGCUGCUUGUCACGGCACUCAUUUUCUCGAGUGUUGUUGUUCUGACCUGAGGUGGCGAAACUCAACCGCAGUCUGUUCAUAUGUCGGGUCUAAAAGCAUGUGAAAAGCGUAAGCACCUGGAUUCCUUUAUUUUCAAUGAGCUUUGUGCUCAAGCACCUCUGGCAUCUCUCUUAACUAGGUGGACAUAAACCAUUUUCUUAGAGGAUGACAAACGAACAAACCAUUGCUGCGGUUCUAAUCUUAAUUUGUAUUUAUUAAGAGAAUGUAAAAGCACUGCAGUGUUUGGGUUCUCCGAGUCAGCAAUUAUUACCGAAUAUGUAUAUUGCAUACAAAGUUUGAAGCAGAUUGAUUAGUUCUACUUACAUGAAUCACGGUGCGCACAUGGCAUUCUGAAUUGCUUUCAACUAGGUGUGCUUGGAAAAUGCGUGGCGUGGCGUCACGUGCCUGCCUUGAUUGGAAAUAACCCAUAAGCUUAUUGCCAUUCCUUCCAAGGCGCGUGCCCAGCAGACACAUUUUAAUAAAACUAUAUCGCUUCAUACCGAAACUUCAUACUGAACCUUUUUUUUUUUUUUAAUUGUAAUUGACAAUGGUGUUCAGUCAAUAAAUAUCGAUCCCAUAUUAUCCACCCAGUCCUAUUACUAACCAUCUAUAUUCAAGUGCACAGCACAUUGUGUGAAUUCUUAAAAAUAUUUAAUAUUUAUUAAAAUGGUAUUUUCAAUAAGGCGCUUACAAUGGAGUACAUCAGCUUUAUGACAUGACAAUACAUUGUGGUUAAAUAUGUCAAAGAUUCUGAGCUAUACAUCACAUUUAAACUGAACUAAAAUAUUUUUAAGAACAUCAUUAGAAUGAUGAUGUACCUGAAAACAACAAUUCUGAUACAACAUUUAUGGGAAAUAAAUAAAAUUCAGAUACACACA